UUGUUUUGGUUCCUCAGGUAGUUCGGGGACCAUGCUGUUUCUCCGGUUGUGAUUAUUAAUAGAGAUUCCUUUCACUGUCAAAAUCACGUGUAGGAUGUUAGAUUAUCCCUCCAGUUCUAUUCCUUUGGGUUUACAAUAGGAGGAGAGGGGAGAUAAAGGGAAUUCUUUUUAAGGGGGUCUCACGCUUGACUUCCGGUGGCCCAAAGAAACUACAAUUUCGAAUCAACAGACCUGCUACGGAUUAAGGCGAUUGUAUCUUUCCUGUUUUAACAAGGGCUGUGCUAACCGUAGUGCGAAUAGAAACUUAUUUUCAAGAUUUUCUCUGAAAGACUGAGAAAUUAAAUUGUACUUCCUGAAAGCAUUAAGAGGAAAAAUGUCUGUGACAUUGCAUACAGAUGUAGGUGACAUUAAAAUAGAAGUCUUCUGUGAGAGGACACCCAAAACAUGUGAAAAUUUCUUGGCUCUUUGUGCCAGUAAUUACUACAAUGGCUGUAUAUUUCAUAGAAAUAUCAAGGGUUUCAUGGUUCAAACAGGAGAUCCAACAGGUACUGGAAGAGGAGGUAACAGUAUCUGGGGCAAGAAGUUUGAAGAUGAAUAUAGUGAAUAUCUUAAGCACAAUGUUAGAGGUGUUGUAUCUAUGGCUAAUAAUGGCCCAAACACUAAUGGAUCUCAAUUCUUUAUCACCUAUGGCAAGCAGCCACAUUUGGACAUGAAAUACACAGUAUUUGGAAAGGUAAUAGAUGGUCUGGAGACUCUAGAUGAAUUGGAGAAGUUACCAGUAAAUGAGAAGACAUAUCGACCUCUUAAUGAUGUGCACAUUAAGGAUAUAACUAUUCAUGCCAACCCAUUUGCUCAGUAGUUGUAAUAGAUCUGGACAAAUACUUAGCAAAUUGCUGGAACAUAUGCAUUGUGGUUUAUCCAGUUUUAAUUAUGUCAGAGAUUUUGUCAUUCUGUUGUUUUAUAGCAAAGAUCAUCUGUGAGCUGUUGGUACCAAGGGGGAGCCCAACAGCUUUUACUGCUAUUCUCAGAGCAUAUUCUUUACUACUGUUAUCCAAGAUAUUUUUAAAAUUUUAAUAUAAGCAAUUGCUGUUUAAUUUUUUAUUCCAUUUUAAAUGUCGAACUUCAAUUAAAUGCAAGAAUUUUUGAAUACCCUAAGUAUAAACUACUACUAUAACUAAUCCUUAACCUAGAAAUAUUGUUUUCCAUGAAUUAUUUACACUGUUAGAAAGACGGGACCAAGAUAAAGAGAUGGUCUAGAAAGACUAGCCAAUCCAUUUGAUAUUUUCUCUAGUAAAGAUUAACAUAUAGUAAAGCUUUUAGUAAAAGCAAAAAUAACCAAAAUGGGGACAGACCUCAAGGGAUCAGGGAUGCUUUUUUUGUUGUUGUUGUUGAUGACCUUUAUUUUUUUCAUUUAUUCAUAUGUGGUGCUGAGAAUCUAACCCAGUGCCUCACACAUGCUAGGCAAGCGCUCUACCACUGAACCACAACCCCUCAGCUCAAGCGAUGCUAUUUAUUAAGCAGCAGAGGGGCACAUUUUCAGGAAAGAAAAUGGUGACAGGUUACAAGGGUGUGCGUGUUAUAGGGUUUAGCAGAGCCUGGACACAGGAAGGGUUAUCAGUUACUUUGUGUGUGUGUGUGUGUGUGUGUGUGUGUGUAAAUGAAUGUACAUUUUUUUUUAU
Messenger RNA from Sciurus carolinensis (gray squirrel), 1679 nucleotides. It is a transcript of the gene Ppil3, whose product is annotated as peptidylprolyl isomerase like 3. Gene Ontology annotation, molecular function: peptidyl-prolyl cis-trans isomerase activity. Lineage: Eukaryota; Metazoa; Chordata; Mammalia; Rodentia; Sciuridae. Gene Ontology annotation, biological process: protein folding; protein peptidyl-prolyl isomerization. Gene Ontology annotation, cellular component: catalytic step 2 spliceosome. The coding region runs from base 374 to 859 and encodes 161 amino acids. The transcript has 7 exons. The record is from RefSeq and is a predicted model, not a curated record.